Sclerotinia trifoliorum is the source of this 2083-nucleotide messenger RNA. The record is from the annotation of a GenBank genome assembly. NCBI's taxonomy places the organism in Eukaryota, Fungi, Ascomycota, Leotiomycetes, Helotiales, Sclerotiniaceae.
UUCGAAAAUAAAAACUUUCGUCAAAUUCAUCAGUAAAGUAUCAAAAUCAUUCUUGAAUGCUUCGUACCAUUUCAAAUUCUCUCAAUCCUUUAUUCGGAAGUCCAAAAAAAUCGACGGAUUCAGAUCGUUUUGAGGGAGAGAAAGCUCAUAGAAUCAAUAUGUCUUCACCGAAUGAUAUUACUCUUGCAGAGUUCAACCAAACUUUGACAAGAUAUCCUGCUUUACUCAAUAAGUAUGCAAAUGACGGUGCGUUCAAUCUUUUUUAGACUCUUUGCAAAAGAUUACGUGGUUGAUUUUAUAUUCUUUGUAGCACGGGAAGGUGUUACUCCGCUUCAAGAGCUUGAUAGAUAUAGAUAUGUUGAAGCACCAGCAAGAUUUAAAGAUGGAUCACACACUUUUACUAUUGAAGAUGUUACGAAGUUGGUUGACUGGAAGCUGUAAGUUUGUUCUAUUCAUAUUAUUUGUAUUAUUUUCAAUUGUUUUCUUUUUCGCGAUAUUUGGUUGGCAAUCGGUAGGUGGAGUCGAUGCCCGUGUUCUGAGCUUUAAAGAUCGGCUUUCGGAGUCUUUUCCUUUUCUAUUCCAUCACCAAAAAAUUAUCCAAAAAAUAUUCAUCUUAUUUUUGUUGAUUUCUAGUGUCUAAAUGUUCCAUUCAAUAUCUUUUGGAUUUAUUUCGAUACUAAUUCCUAUUUAGUCGACAUGGUGCAUACCGUCCAGGUUUCUUAAAGAAGGUUGGCAAGAACACAAAUGAGGCGGUUGAGGCUGCUACUAAAGAUGCCUUCGAGCACUACAAGGCCAAUCCCGCAGAUAUUGGCACCGUCAUCAGCAAGCUCAAGGAUCCAUUGAUGGGAAUUGGGCCGGCUACUGCAUCUCUCAUCCUCUCUGUUCAUGAUCCAGAUCAUGUGACAUUCUUCAGUGAUGAGGUCUUCAAAUGGCUUGUCAAUGAUGGCGAGCACAAACCAACCCCAAAAUACAAUCUUGCCGAGUUCGAGAAAGUUCACGCUGCUGCAAAGACCUUGGCAGCUCGUCUUCGUGUCAACCCCCUUCAGAUCGAGAAGGUUGCUUUCGUCAUCAUCAAGGAAUCCGAACCAGUUCUCGUGCCAAAGGAGAAGCCUGCCCCAAGUGGCCGUGGUCGCGGUCGUCCAACCAAGCCUGAUAGUGAGAAAAAAGUCAAGGCUCCAUCGGGACGUGGACGUGGUCGACCUCCCAGCGGUAUCGUCAAGCCCAAACCUACUCCUAGGGUUCCCAAAGCUCCCAAGGAACCAAAGCCUGCCAAGGUACCGAAAGCUGCUAAAGAACCGAAAGCCGCUAAGGUUCCCAAGUCUCCAAAGGCAAAGGCCCCAGCUGCUGACGCCGAGAAGAAGACUCCUGGAAAAAGAGGAAGACCAGCAAAAGCCGCUCCUGCAGAGGACACUACUGCAGCUACUCCAAGCUCAGGCAAAAAGAGAGGAAGACCUGCAAAGGAUGCUAGCGCUGCUCCAGGAUCCGCCACUCCUGCUAGCAAGAAGAGAAAGGCAUCUGAUGACGCUGCUACACCAGCCUCCGCUGGUCGUGGUCGUCCCAAGAAGGUCAAGGCUUGAUUUUCUUUCCUCUCAUCCAGUACAAUCAUUCAGCAAAGGGUUCUUGGGAUACGGACUCGUUCUUUUCCGAGAAUAUUCAUGUGCAUGCAGGUGUUUUUCAAAGUUCGUCUAGGUAGCUCUGAUUGUCUAUCUCAUCUUAGCAAACAGGGCACAUGGAUCAAACAGCGCUGGGGUCUCGCGCUAGGGGGUUUUCAUUUUUGCUUAAUAGGGCGUUGUCGAUACGGGAUAUGAACGUGAUGGUUGGGGUGGCAUGGAUACAAUUGUUUUUUUGUUAUUUAUCUGUCUUUGGCUCACUCAGGGGUUUGCAUGAUAACACACCAUGGAAUUACAUGAGUGUUUGCUUAGAAGCAAUAAAAUGUUUCUCGGCUGUGUGUAUUUUUGGCUCCAUUUGAUGUUUUGAAUGCUUGUACGUGCCGUGCUAGCUUGCUUUGGUGGAUUCGACUAGACGGUAACUGAGGAAGACCCAGGGUGUCUCAUAGUCCGGACCGACAGUCUAGAUUUAAGCG